Dendronephthya gigantea is the source of this 2224-nucleotide messenger RNA. RefSeq names its product alpha-protein kinase vwkA-like. Gene Ontology annotation, cellular component: cytoplasm. The coding region runs from base 16 to 1926 and encodes 636 amino acids. Gene Ontology annotation, molecular function: ATP binding; protein serine/threonine kinase activity. Lineage: Eukaryota; Metazoa; Cnidaria; Anthozoa; Malacalcyonacea; Nephtheidae. Gene Ontology annotation, biological process: peptidyl-threonine phosphorylation. The record is from RefSeq and is a predicted model, not a curated record. The transcript is spliced from 2 exons.
CGUUGUCAAAAAAUUAUGGCGUCAGGCGAAAACAGACCUUACAGAAAAGGUUUCUUGGAUAAUGAAGAUAUUGAAAAUAAAAACCGGGAGCGGGGAUAUAUCAAAGAAGAAAGGUACAAUGCAGCAAGGGAAUUUUCUCAAAUGCAACUUUCAGACGAUGAAACAGGCUCGGAAACAAGGCAGCAUUUAGCCGAAGUUGAAGCUGAAAUAGCGAGAGAAGAAGACUCAGCUACAAUAGUGAGAAGCCCUAGAACUAGGAAAGAUGGUCCUAGUUCAAAGGAACGGCUAAAGUUAUCCGAGAAGAAGUUGGAAUUCGUGCGAGCUCGGAAAGUAAGAAUUCACCAACUCUUUGAAACAAUGAAGAGUUCACAAACGGUCGAUGUUUGCUUUCUCAUUGAUUGCACCGGUAGCAUGGAUCCUUACAUUGAUCAAGUAAAAUUGAAAAUUGAUGCUUUAGUUGCCCAUUGUAAAACCAUAUUUGAUGACCUGAAUCUUAGAGUGGCUUUCGUUGGAUAUCGAGAUCAUUACGACGGUGACAGGGUUUGCGACGACGAAGAACGGAUCAUUUCUCUACAGUUCACGGACAACAUUGCUAACUUCAGGUCGUUCGUAUCAAUAAUAAAAGUUUAUGGGGGUGGUGAUGCUGCAGAAGACGUAUUUGGUGGCUUAGAAGAAGCUGGAAAUUUAGAAUGGUCGUCUCCGACACGUAUUCUCUUUCACGUUACAGACGCGCCCUGUCAUGGACGUCAGUAUCAUGAGGAUGUCUUAGAUGAUUUUCCAAAUGGCGACCCCAGAGGUUUGAAUGCAGGUGAUUUGUUAAACGUUCUUGAAGAUAAGAAUAUAGCAUACUGGUUUGCAAAAAUCACCGAUAAAACUGACAAAAUGAUAGCUGAGUUCAGAAAACUUUUAAGGACUCCGACAAUGCUUCAGCAGGUAAAGUUGGAAUCUGCUGAACAAUUAAUGUUUGCAGUCGCUGACUCCAUUUCUUCUUCUAUUCGUGAUGCGGAAACAACUACAUUAGCCGCUGCUGGCGUUGGUGGUGUUGAUGCGUUUUCUCACGAGAGCAACCCAGCCGUUCAACGCCCUGCCUUGGUACGUUCACGAUCCUUGAAAGAGUUUACAAUUUGUGAAGAAACCCCUGUUUGGAGUAGCAUCCGAAGCGAGAAUGCAAUCGUGUUUCGAAACAAAUUGGCAGACGGUACGGUCGUUGAUAAUUUGAGACAACCUCUUGAAGAAGAGAAGAAAAACCGAAAGAUUCAGAUCGCUACUCAGCCAUUUGCAGAAGGGGCACAAAGGAUAGUCUAUUAUGGAAUAGACUGCACCUUUGACACUCCAAAGAAAGUCGUGUUUAAAGAGUUCAAAUAUUUAGGCGCUGGUCUGAAUAAAUUAGAAUCUUACAAGCGUCAAAUGGAAAUCCAGUCGAUUUCUUUCUUCCUCUCACGCGAAUUUAACAAGCAGAAACCCGUUGAUGCAAAGAAUAUUUUGUUCACCAAAGUCGUUGUUGUGAGCCUCCGUGGCCGCCCGAAACCUUUCUACUGUUCCCAGGAACCACUUAUUGAAGGUUCUUACGUGAAGUACAACUCUAAUCAUGGAUUCGUCAACAAAAAUGAGUACGCAGCCACUUUGAACGCCUUUAGUCAUUGGACAUACCACGUAACUGAUGGAUAUCUCAUGGUAGUUGACCUCCAAGGGGUGAAGCAUAGCACCGGUGAUGGAUUCAAAUUUACCCUCACUGACCCAGCCUUGCACUGUAAAGAUCUGACUAGGUUUUCCAGCACAAAUCUUGGCACAGCUGGGAUGCAUCGUUUUUUCCGUACCCAUCAUUGUAAUAGCAUUUGUAAAGCCAUGAGCCUACCUCUUCAUCGCCAUCAACCGAAGUCAUCAACCAUGAGUGAACAAGGUUGGUUUGGUGGUUUAAGAAGAUAAUGGCAUCUGCUGGUCCAUUCUUAACUUUUUUAAUCGAUAAUGUAAUGUGUUUAGGUUGUUUAAAAUAUAGUACAUAAUUGAUUAGUUAAAUUAACUUAACAUUGAUUAAUUUAUGAACAUCUUCGAUAUGAUUGGAUUGUGGCAGAUGAAGGAGGAGUAGCUAGCGUUCUUGACUGGAUAGACCUGAUAUUUUUCAACGGCGUUAAAAUGUAAAUUUGGAGAACGGAAAAACCGCAUAAACUCUUUUUAUUCAUAGUAAAAUUGUUCCUUUUUUUGUAAUUUCUAAAAAUAAAUUAAC